CUUUAUAGCCAUGAGGGGAUAGACAGGGUCUACACACUUUGUACGACUGUCAUCUCCUCCCACAGUUGGCUAUCCAGCGAGUUACACUCAUUACAUUGGCUCAAUUAUCGUUACUAAGGCCCCGUCAGUUACGCUUAGGUGAUUUACAUUUGCGCAGAAAUUUCUUCCGAGUCACCAUUCCACUUUUCUCUCCUAUUCAUUCUUCCAGGUACACCUCGCCAAUCCUUUCACAACUCCAUCGUUAGAGCAUAUUCUAUCCUUAUUCGCUUGGUUACUAGGCGACACUUCGCUCCCUACGGUUGCAUUGCCGUUACUCCCAAUGAAAUGUCAAAAAGGCCGAUUUUUGACCUUUCUGACUUGCCAACUCUGGAUUCUCUGACAAAAUGUAAAGAUUUUGUAGAGAAAUUAAAGGAAUCCAACAGAGGUAUCGCAGAGGGGCUCAGGGAGGGGACAUUUGCCAGCACAGUCGACGCUAACCUAGAAAUCAUCAAAAGUGACGCUCCAGAGCUCAAAAUAAAGGAGCAGGAAGAGGAAGCUAUCGUUUUAGAAGUCGGAGCUGGCGUUUUCGAUGUUAAAGGAGAUCCAAUGAGCAAAGAAUCAGCCAAGAAGGCAGGUGUAACGGUAGUAGACGUCGACAGCGAGGUUGUCAAGGAACCUACUCCUCUCAUUACCGAAAUAGUUAGAGAUGAAGAUGCACAUUGA
This is a messenger RNA of Theileria equi strain WA, 702 nucleotides long. RefSeq lists its product as hypothetical. Bases 325 to 702 code for a protein of 125 amino acids. The record is from RefSeq and is a predicted model, not a curated record. The transcript has 3 exons. Lineage: Eukaryota; Apicomplexa; Aconoidasida; Piroplasmida; Theileriidae.